UCCAUCUCUGCAUUAAUAUUUUGAGUCGUGGUAGUUUCGUAUGUGCAUUUAAAUAUGGCUUCGCAACGGUGUCUUGUGAUUGUUGUGGCUCGUGGAUUUAUUUUGCUAUCGGUGUGAUUGGAUGUUUAUUUGUUAGAGAAAGUUCAGUAAAGAAAUAACUAGAUCACUGUGGGAUAUUACGAUUAUAUUAAGUGAUUUCUUUAGUGUGUGAUUCUCACAUGUUUUUAUGUUUUGGUGGUGGAUACCCAAAAUAUCAGCUCAUCUUGUUAGGAUGCAGGCAUAAGUAUGACAUCCUUGAAAACAGAGUGCCGAAAAUUUUCGCCGAAUAUCUUCAAUAAGAGCAAGUGUCAGAACUGUUUUCGUGGAAAAGAUGCACAUUCGUCCGAAGCACUCGAAAGCAAUAGGGCGACCAGGAAGGUGUCAUGUUGUGGAUACUUAUUUGUCGCUCCGGAUUGGGAUUUCUCUUUACCGGCAAAUCGCAACAAGCGAUGGCAGAGGAGGUGGUUCGUCCUGUAUGAUGAUGGAGAACUCGCUUAUUCCGUGGAUGAACACCCCGAGACGGUUCCCCAGGCAGUCAUUGACAUGAACUGUGUGCUAGAAGUCGCAGAUGCAGAAAACCUAACUGGAAAUCCGUAUGCUUUGGCUGUCACAUGUCCGGAUAAAGUCCAUUUUAUCAAGGGAAUGAGUAAAGAGGAGUCUAAAAAAUGGUUUGAAGUACUGUCAAAAUUCCCUCGAAACACAGUUUGUGGAAAGUACAAAAGAAAUGCAACAUUUCCAUGCAUAAAGUCAGCGCCUUUGGUCAAAAUCGAUUCUCCUGUUUCAAAUUUGUCUAGCAGGAGAGAUACUGUAGAUAUAUCAAAUUAUACUAAACAAAAUGGUUAUGUAAAUAGUUUAAAUAGAAAUAAGAAAAGUGCUGGUGUAGCUUUUGAUCCAGAUGAUGAUGUUUAUCCUACAAAAGACACUAACUCUUCACCUGCUGUAAAAACUGUACAGAAAUCUCUAGUUUGUGAAGAAAAGAAAAAAUUAGAGAAUUCGUUUCCUGUACAAAAUGAGAAUAAUUGCCUUAGAAAUAAUGCCUUGGAUAAAACAAACAUAAAAAAUGAAGAAAUCAAAAAUUACAUAAAACAAGAUAAUCGUGAUGUACGAAAACUUCACAGCCGUUCAGAUGUGUCCAAAAUGAUUCCUUCAGUUUGUGAGGAGAAAUUCGGCAUCAAACCUGACUGGAAAAAGAUGCCACUUGAGCUUAAUACAUCUCCUGAAUGCAUUGUGAAAAGUAUCCAUAACCCUGUGUAUCUUUUGAUGUCUGAUGUUCCACCUGGAAAGAAGCUUGAUUCCUAUGAAAAUUUCUUCAGCCGAGAAAAACCAAGAUGCUUGAGGCGUCAGUCUAGUUUUGGAAAGAAAAGUGACUUACAGAAACAAAUACUUGCUUGGACUGAAGAUCAUGAUGGAGUUGUGAAGGGUCGAACCAUCCACAAAUCUGCUUCAGUACCAAAUGCAGUUCUUAGGGAAGACAAUAAGAUUCUCAUGAAUGGAUUAAAUAAAUCUCAAGACAAAUAUUCCACAGAUUCUCUAGACAAAAUUCACAUAAAGUCUAAUUUGAGUCAAAUCCGAGGAGAUCCUGAUGGUUGCAACUUAGAUUCUUUGCCUUCAUCUUACUGUGCAUCCACUGCAGAAUUUUCAAAUGACCAGAGCAAUGAGAGUGUCUUCCUUAAGAAAGGCUGGCUUGUGAAGCAAGAUGAUUGCAAAUGGAAUAAAUACUGGUUUGUCUUGCGCAAUUCGGCUUUAACAUACUUCAGUGAUCCCAUUGCUGAGGAUGCUGGAAUUUUAGAUGGGUUUGUUGAUCUUAGGAAAGUAAAAAGUGUAUCUGAAGUGGAAAGUAGCAGUGGAUACACUUUCUGUAUUGUGAUGAAAGAUUUUUCCAAACUAUAUCUAUCAGCAGUCACUGCUAAGAUCCGAAAUAACUGGAUACGAGCAGUACUUCAAGCAGCAAAUCUAAAAACUAUUACUACAGAUGAUUGCUUUCCUAAGAAGAAACCAGAUCUUGAGAAAUCAAUAGAUUCUAAUCGGGAAAAAACAUCUAGUACAAAUUAUUCUGAAGGCUCAAUUUCCAGUUUGGAUUCAGAGAAGAGUGCUACAAGCUCCAGCUCGAAGACUAUUGUUGAAGAAGAUGAGCAAGAUAAACAUAAUUCUGUGGCUCUUCCACCAUCUCCUCCUCUUGCUCGAACUGCUAUUUCAAGGGUUAAAGAAAGGGCAAAAACUAGGUCAAAUUCAAGGACAAGGGGUUCCAGAUUUUCCUCAACAGAAAUCCACGAGUCAGAUCCUAGUUACUUAGGAGAUAGUGAUGAUGGUACAACUGAUCACUCUAGUUCAAGUUUGCUAAAUACUUCAACACCAAAAGAGAAGAAACCUGUGAAAGAAAAUUCUCCCAAAUAUGUACCAGAGGAAAAAAGCAGACCAGAAAGGCGCAGAAGCUUUAAGAUAGACUCAGUAACAUUCCAAGAUGGCAGAAAGAAAGUCACUGAAAUCAAAGAUAAACUUGAAGAUUCUUCUUGGACAAUAUGGCUAGAUAUAUCAAAAUUUUGCAAAGAAGUGGAGUCAAAAUUGGACGAUAUUGAAGAAAAGAACCCUAAAAAUGGGCAUCAGUUGUCAAGUGAACAGAAAAAGGAGAUGGGUACUCUCGUCUCCAGUUUGGGCCGUGUUGAGGAACGCUUACAUAAAGUUCAGAGUGAACUUGAAAAAGCCAAAGUGACAUUGCUGUUAAAUAGUAAAGACAGUGAUUUAAAUCUGAGUAUUGGCAAAGCUUUUGGUUGUCAUUCUCUGAAACAGGAAGUCUCUCGGUUAAGUGGUAUAUCAUCACAGAAUGCUUUACUUGCACAACAGCUGAACAAAGCACGAGAAGAAAACCGUAGGUUAAAAGCAGAAGUGAAAGUUGCUCAGGCCUCUUCUGAUGAGUUUGAACUUCACUGCAUGUCACUUAAACAAGCCAGUGAACAAGCUGAAAAACUUCACAAAUCUCAUAUGGAACUCAUGGUUGCAAGAGUAGAUGAUUUAACUAACAAAUUACUGAAUUCAGAGAAGACUGUUAGGCAGCUAAGACAGCGUGUAAUGAAACUGGAGCAGAGACAAGAAAGAAGGAGAAGUUCCCUGAAGGGCAAAGAAGCUCUGAGUUUGUCCAAAGAGUAUGAGGCUAAACUUACUGAACUGGAGCAAAAGAUUGGUGCAGUGGAAGGAGUACUGAAAAGUCCUGACAACCCUCAAACAGAUGCCAAUGGCAAAGAAGAAGUCUCUAAAGAAUCUCAAAGUUUGCUAAUGAGAUUGCAUAAUCUUGAUAAGAAGGUGAAAGAUGUCACAGAAACGGUCACAGCUUCUUCUGAUGAAACAGUAGUCUUGCAAGAGAAUAUUCCAAAACCAAAAAUCCGCCUGCAAGUGAACAUGAAUGAAAACACACCUUCACAAGACACUGGGGAAGAUUGGAACUCCUUGUCCCUCUCUGCAAGUAUGACAGAUCUCACUGCAACAAGCAAAGAUGAUGAAUGUGAUGAAGAUCCCUUGUCAUUAUCUUUUAGUGGUUGUUUAGAAACCUUGAGUCAUAAAGUCUCCUCUUUAAUAUCUUGGUUGAAAACAUCCCUCCAACUUCUUUAUGCUCAAGGACAUAUGAACCCUUUCCAGUCAUCAAAAAUCAAUUUUAUCAGCAGUGAAGCUAGUGAAGAAUUAAGCAAAUUAGUCAGAACUUUAGAUCAUGUUACUAAUAAAGUUGAUGAAUCACCUCUGGUGCCUCAAGGAAUCACUUAUGUAGUCGGAAGGUUGCUGUAUAAUAUUAUUUUAUUGCAAGAGAUCACUAAUAUAAUUUUUAAAAUGAGUGAUUUUGAACAGUACAAAACAGCAAUGCUAGUACAGCAUUUAAAUCGAGUCAAACAAGCUAUUAAAGGUAUUGAGCAAUAUAUCCAGCAAAAAUCAAACCCUGCCUAUACCAAUGUGCAGAAAACCAGUUUGUGCAAUAUUGUUGCUUGUCUUUUGUUUUAUCGAAGUCCAACAGAGGAAAUUGCAGAAAUAUCGGAUGUCAAAGCCUUAUUUGAAGAAGUAGAUUGUGAGCGAAAAAAGAUAUCAUCCAUUUUGUCAGAAUUCAAAGAGAAAUUUAUUGAAAGAUUUUGUACCACAAUUUUGGAACUUUCUGAAGAUUCUAUGUGUGAGAAAAUCCAUCCACAGAAACCACCUGACCAGAAAAAUGACUUAAAACCAUUAGGCCAGAAACAGUUUUUGUCACAUAUUAGUCAUAUCAUAUCACAAGUAUCACAGUCAUUCAUUGCUCAUAUAUCCAAGUCAUUAAAUGAGGUUUAUUUCUUAUGUUCCAGUUUUCAAUACAGUGAAAAAUGGACUGAGUACAUCUGUAAAUUACUACAACAAGAACUCAGCCUCUUGUCAUCUGAAAUCAAAAGCAUUUGCAUCAAGCAUUUAGAGAACAAUUUCUUUUCCAGUAGCAAGUGUGGUGUUCUCAUCGAGUAUAUGCACUGCUCAAUAUCGGAACUUGCUCAGAUUGUUUCCAUAAUCACUGUUGUGGAUGGGACUGUCAUACUAAUUAAAGAUGCUAUUUAUAGUGACAAUGACAGGUCAAAAAACUCCCCACAGAAUGGUAUAUUCUGUAAUAUGGACAAAGAUGCCUUAAAUACAUUCCAUGAGAACUUGCAGCGGAGGACUAUGAGUAUCAUGGCUAAUCUCCCUCCAUACAGAUUUCCAAAUGCUUUUUUCAACCUGUGCAACCCCAAUGAGCUUAAUGUAGCCCAUCGCAGUGUAUCUAGUCUUCUUUGUUUCAAACAAAAAUGGAAAGCAGCUAUGGAGAAUGAGCGCAAAGAUCAUCGAUUGCAAUUAGAAAAGCUUUCAGCAAGGAUUGCUGAGCUGCAAGAAGAACAGAGAAGGAGAGAAGAGGAAGGCUGCAAGUCAUGUAUAGAAUUGCGACAAGAAGUUAGUUAUUUACAAGCAGAGUUGGAAGAAAGCAGAUCUCUGGCUCGUAGUGGCAGUUUAUGUGAAAAAUGCCGCAACUUGCGACUAGAAAUACAACGAUUGAUGGAACAACAUGAAAAUGAUUUGGCAUCCAUUGAAAAACUAGAAGAACAAGAAUUGGCAUGGAAGGAGCAUUUGGAAGAGGUUGUACAAGAAAAGGAAAAGCAAUUUUUGGAUGAGAAGCAAAAAUUAGAAAUGCAACUACAUACUGCUCAAAACAAUUUAAAGAAGAUGGAGCUUCAUUAUGAUGAAGAAAUUCGUAAUCUUCAACUCUUAUAUGAGCAAAAGCUUCAACAAAAGAAUGAACACCUAAGAGAAGAUAUCAAACUAAGAUAUUCUGAAGAAAUUGAGCAACUAAAAUCCCUGUGUGAGAAAGGCUUGGCUGCUAUGGAUGCUUCUCAUAAAAAAAUUGUAUCUGAGCUUGAACAGAGGCAUCAGAAAGAACUUGAAGAACUUAUGGCAGAUAGAGAGAGAGCUCUGGCUGAAGAAGCUCAUGCAACCGCAAUAGCCCUGGAAGCUGUAAGAAAAGCCCAUUCAGAAGAAUUACAAAAACAAAUACAGAAAUUCAAAGAUGAAUUUGUACUUAAAAUGAACAAGCGCUUUGAAACUCAAGCGUUUAAGAAGUGUUAUGAGUCAGAUUUGUCAGCUGUAAAAUAUGAAAUACUUUCUAUGACAGAAAAAUAUUCAGCUAAAUGUUUAGAAAAUGCUACAUUACAAGAAAAGCUAGAAAUCAUGAAUCAGCAACUUAAAUCAACUACAACUCAGGUAGUGGAAUUACUGGCAAAAAAUCAACAGUUACAAGCUCGCUUGUCUUCUGAGCAAAUACAGAAACAAGAAGAGUCCAUAAUUUGAAUGAAGUUUUCAAAAGAAAACCUAUGUGGAAAUCCUGUCAAGCUUUUCUGUAGAUGACUUACCAAGCAGUUAGUUUAGUAUGUUAUAUCUACAGUAGAAAGAAAACAGAUUUGUAAAUUUUUUUUAGCCUGUGAAAGAAGCAUUGUAUUAAAUCAUCUAUUCUUACACCUCAAGAAACAGAUUUUUUAAAAAUCAAAACCAUAGUUUAUAUUUUUGACUUGUUGUCAUUUGUAAAUAAUAGUCAUUGUGUACAAAUUUAAGUUUGUAGAAGUUUAUGUGAAAUGUUGUGAUUAUAAUAAUGUAUUUUAAAACAACUAGACAUAGAUAAUAAUAGAAAUAUUUUAUGCAUAGUUUCACACUUCUGCUAAUAGCUGGAAGAUUCUCAGGGUUAGUGUUAAGUGUUUGUCCACACAGAUAUAUCAUUUAUUUUUUAGAUAUUUCAUACAGUUUUAGAUGUAUUCUAAAUUGCUGUUUUUAUAUUUUUGUAUUAAAAGCAAACUGAAAUAUAUGGACUGGCAUCAGCUAUAAUAUUUAGGGACAAUAACAGAUGUAUUGCCUUAUUUGAAUUCAUUGAAAAUUGUAGCUAAAUAUCUCAAGAUGUCUAAUAUUUAGAAUUUUAAAGUAAAAAUUUGAAUAUAAGAAUAGUGGAAAAUAUAUCUAAAUUUAUUUUAGCAGUAGAGCUUACAUUUAAUCAAGACUGAUAUUAUUUUCUCCACAUUGCUGCAUAAAUGCAAUUUUUUCUGAAUAUAAUUUACAAAAAUAUACUUACAAUCAUGCUUGUUACCAACUUAACAAAUUGUAGUAUAAUGUACAGUGAGAAAGUUUUUUGAAAGCAAUAAAAUAUAUUUCAGCAAAUACAAGUUCUGUCCAAUCAAGAGACCUUUAUAUUUGUUAAAAGAGUAAACUGUUGGUUGUGUAUAUUUUAUAAAUUAUAAUUUUAGAAUAUGUACAUAAUAAUCAGUACAAAGUUAUAAUAAUAAAGCUCAUCUUAUGAAAUCUA
This is a messenger RNA of Argiope bruennichi, 6850 nucleotides long. Its product is annotated as protein outspread-like. Lineage: Eukaryota; Metazoa; Arthropoda; Arachnida; Araneae; Araneidae. Gene Ontology annotation, cellular component: actin cytoskeleton. Gene Ontology annotation, biological process: actin filament organization. Gene Ontology annotation, molecular function: actin filament binding. The record is from RefSeq and is a predicted model, not a curated record. Bases 286 to 5850 code for a protein of 1854 amino acids. The transcript has 21 exons.